Molecule: messenger RNA, 510 nt
Organism: Durusdinium trenchii
Lineage: Eukaryota; Dinophyceae; Suessiales; Symbiodiniaceae
Source: the annotation of a GenBank genome assembly
AUGUCGUCCCCUGUGGUGGAGGAAUGGGCCCAAUCAAAGGUCCUGAUGAACAGAGCAGGGAUGGGGCGCCUCUCCUUAGUCGCCAAUGUGAAAACCAUUGACCGGAAGGAUGUAGUCUCGAACUCGGACGUGCUCAUUCCAGUGAUUAAAUACCUGGGAUGUAGAGUACCUGUCUCUCAGAUUGCAGAGCACGUGGACAUGUUUUUGAACUACGCGCGUCCCAAAGGUGAUCAUGCCAAAUUCCAGGCAUGGAUUAUCAAGAGGCUCAUCUCAGAGUUCAAUCGAUCAGCUCGCCGUGGGCACUUCCCGCGGGAGAAGGGUAUGCAGGAUAUCUACACAGAAACUGGGAUGACCCUACCAUUCAAUCCACGUGCCUGGCCCUCUUCAGGUACCUUUAACUUAUUUUUUUUGGCAAGACUAGCAAAAACAACAUGGGCCUCGUUCGUUGAUCAUUGUAACCCAAAAAACUUUUCAAGGGUGGAGUGGAAGAUUCUUUUCACCCAUGGUUGA